This is a messenger RNA of Saccostrea cuccullata (small rock oyster), 3521 nucleotides long. RefSeq names its product ankyrin repeat domain-containing protein 50-like. The transcript has 3 exons. The coding region runs from base 176 to 3499 and encodes 1107 amino acids. Gene Ontology annotation, molecular function: protein binding. The record is from RefSeq and is a predicted model, not a curated record. NCBI's taxonomy places the organism in Eukaryota, Metazoa, Mollusca, Bivalvia, Ostreida, Ostreidae.
GAUACACACGUUUGCGUCAGACGACAGAUUUCAGAAUUAUGUUACUUUGAUAAUUGCCUUACACUUCACUAAAGAGGGACUGAAGGACUAUAUAAAAACUCAAAUCGAUGGAAUUUAUGUGCGAUUAUCUAGGAGGUGCGCCACACACUUGCCAUGUACCAUAAACUGUGUAAAGAUGCAUUCUAAGAGUGUGAAUCAGUGGUGUGACACGUGCAAAAAAUGGCGAGAGGAGUUACGGAGGUUAAUGAGGUACCCAGGUCUAAUUAAUCGAAUAAACUGGCAGUUGUUUGAUUCAAGAACAUGGGGAAGGGAUAGCACUGAGGCUACAAUUAAUCAAAUUAUCAAUGUAUUCAUACACAAUUGUCAAAAUGUUACUGAAUGUGGUUUGGAUGAUAUCACAAAUAUUAUUUCGUUAUUAGAAAACUGCCUUUACUUUGACAUAGGAAAAAAUAAACAGUUAAUGACAAAAAUUCGUACAAUUCGGAACAAAAAUUUUGCACACAAUAAAUCAUGCCAUAUCGAGGAAAAAGAUCUGAAAAAAUGUCUGAACGUAUUAUUAAAUUGUCUUCAACACAACACAGUUUGUGGAAAUUUGAAAUGUAUGGACGCUGCUAAGAAGCUAUCAGAUCUGAAGAAUAAGGAAAUCGGGAUACGUUGUGAAUGGGUUUCGUACCUGCUUGAUGUAUUACAUGAUCGCCCAAAUGAACUCCAUGACACAAUAAUGCGUCACAUUGAUGAAUGUUUGGACUUACAUGUACAACCUCUUUAUUCAAAGACACAAGUGGAAUUUAAAAAUAUUGUUUUACUUUUUAUCAUAUCGGCUUCAUCCAUAUAUUUAAUAAUAAGUCUAUUUUUCGGAAUGCAUUUAACGGGCAUUGAAAACAUGUUUAGGACAUCGACAAAAUCAGGCUGUUUAACAAUGGAUUUUUCGUUUCCAUGGAAGAGUGACAUCGAUUUUGAAUAUUACAUCACGAUUCAUAAAGAUUUUAUUGGACGAGAAUGGAUCAUAGAAGAUAUAAGCUACUAUCUUCUCAAUACAGAACACAGGGGUCUACUGCUGACUGCUGAAAUGGGGUUUGGGAAAUCCGCCAUCAUAUCAAAUAUUGUCUGUUCGAAUAAUAAACUUUCGGUAGGAUACCCGAUUUAUGACAAACUGGCUGCUGUACACCUAUGUAAAUAUGAUUCUCAAAUCACCUUAGAACAGGGACUUUUUGUUCGAAACUUGGCCGGAGGAAUUGCUCAGAAAUUGCCGGAAUUCGGGAACAUUAUACAAUUUGAUAAAAUGGCGAUAGAAUAUCUCUUUACAAACAAAUGCACUGAAGAUCCAAAAGGUUGUUUUGAUUUUGCUAUAUUGAGUCCCCUUCAGAAAGUUCAAAGUGCCCCCGAAAAGUUGAUAAUAAUUGUUGAUGCACUUGAUGAAUGCUCCGAAAGUGGUUAUGAUAGUAUUUUUUCUUUGUUGCAUGAAAAAGUUCCACGUUUCCCUGCUUACAUAAAAUUAUUAUUUACGUCUCGCAAUAUCUCACGUAUUCGAGAUAAUCUUCCACCGGGAAUGAUAAUUUAUACAAAUGAGCAUUUGAAAGAGAACAACGUUGAAGAUGUCAAACGUUUCAUCAAAAAUCGUUUAGAAAAUACCACAGUAAAUAGAAAGUUCGGAGAAAUUCUGAGUGAUUAUCAUAUCGAUACUCAAAUAGAAAAAAUUGCAGAUCAGGUUGAUGGAAAUUUCUUAUUUUUGAUUCAUGGUUUGGAUUACUGGAUAAAAACUAAAGAUCUUGGUGAAAUUCCUGACACUCUUGAACACAUCUACCAACUUAAUUUAGAACGUGUUUUUGGAAAAUCAAGGGAGGCAUUUGAAAAAGUUAGGUCAAUAUUUGAAAUUUUGUGUGCGAAUUUAAAUCAUAUAACAAAAGAAGAGUUAUUUCUCUACUUGAAUGUAACACACAAAAAAGAUAAAGACAGUAUAUCACGUAUUUUUAACGAUGAGUUGUCCCAUUUCUUGACGAAAAAUUCUGAAUUGGGGACGAUAGGAUUUUCACACAAAAGGCUGUCUGACUUUCUUUCAGGAGAAGUGAACAUCAAUAAGAAUUUCUUCAUUUCGAAGGAACCUGGGCACGCUGCGAUUGCUAAAUACUGGAUAGAUUAUUUAGGAACUCCGUAUUUUGAACCACAAAGAUUAGACAUGUUAGCGUUUUUGUACCAUGUAGCAAAUUCAGGAGACGAUGAUAUUAAAAAGCUGUUCAAUGAUAGACUUCAUCACAGAAGUGACAUUAAUAUAAGCGAUUUUACUAAGUUUAUUUUACACAAAGCAGCAGCUCGUUUUAAUUCACUGGAAACUAUAAAACUUAUAAUUUCUUCAUGGCCACAACUUAAUGUAGAUGAAGAAGACAGUGGAGGUUCAUCUCCAUCUUAUGUUUCAGCUGCAUUUGGUAACGAGAUGUCUUUAAAAUCAUUGUUGGACAAUGGGGCAGAUAUAAGUUACGUGAAGCCAACUUUUCAAAUAGAUAGAAUUUCACCCGAAUUGGACAUUAUAAAUAUUUGCAAAUAUGAAACUCAUUGGGGCUACAAUCUCCUAAACGUAGCCUCUCAGAACGGUCACGAAGGUGUAGUCAAAGUUCUUCUACAAAACAAUGUGGACGUGUUACACGAAAACGCAGUUGGUCUCAACUCAUUUCAUCUAGCAGCUGAACAUGGACAUCUUCGCAUUUUGAAUAUUCUGUUAUUCAAUCAUUCUACGGAGCUGAUAUCUAGCUUUAAUAUUUCACUCUAUCUUGCUGCAAAAAACGGACAUGCUCAUGUUGUUGAGUAUCUUCUGUCAACGGGGGCUGUUGAUCGUUGUUUAACGUGUAAUGGACGUUUAUACUGGGUGCCAAAGGGGAAAAAAAGACUUCAGAACAAAGGGUCAAACGAAAUUACGGAUGAGGCAAAAUUUGUAUUGAAGGACGAUCAACGAUUCCUUUUUUGUGAGUCAUCUUUGGAAAUAGCAACACAGAAUGGACAUUUAGAAGUUGUUAAAAUAUUACUGAGACAACAGUUUCAUGCUAUUUCUUGUACGGAUGCUCGGGGGAGAACACCAAUCUUUACAGCAGUGGCAUUUGACAGGAAAGAUAUACUUCUAUAUUUUUGGAAAUUGGGAAUUAAUUUUGAUAAAAGGUGUGAGAAAAGAACUAAGGUCAGUGUUAAGGGACAUGAAAAAAUGUUAUUUCAUUCGAAACAGUGUAUCAAUGGAUUACAUUUUGCUCACAUGCUAGCGCUUUAUUCGUCAUUUAAAACAGUGAUUUCCUUAUUUAAGGAAAAGUACCGAAUGCCAGUUGUGACGGACGCAAACGGUGCUACCCCGAUGCAUUACGCCAGCUGUAGUGGGAUUGAUACAACUACUAUUGCAGUACUGGAAAAAUCUGAAAUGUACAGACUAAAAAGAGGAAUGAGACUGAAAGAAAAGAAAGAAUGGGGAAUAGGACAAUCGAUACAACACUUUUGUAAAAACAGAACCCAUGUCUGUUGAAUGGAAUGGUAACAUUUUUUUU